AGGACGCAAGACUACAGAGUUUUGGGCGGUUAAGACCAUCGAUUCUGACGGCACAAUCAAGCCGGCAAAAUUAAGCGUGAGGGAGGCUAUGGAACGGCCUAACGGUAGGAAGGUCGUGCUCAGGUUCAACAAUGCAAAGCAAGCUAUUGGGGACGAAGCUGGACUGUUGAGUGGCGUGCUUGGUCUGUUGGGGUCUGAUUUUGGAAAAUUUCCCAUCUGUAGAACAAGUUGGCGUGAGAUUACUACGAAAGACAAGGUCUAUAACGAAUGUGUCAAGCAAAUAUUCCACUUUGAUGAAGACAGCGAAGGAAUUAUAAAGAAAAAUAUUUUGAAAAGUAUGGGGAAGUCUUGGAAGGAAACAAGGCUGAGGUUGUAUGACCGUUUUUAUGAGCCAACAUUCACGACUGAACAAAAUCUUGAGAAUCGACCGCCGGGAAUUGAUCGAGAGCAUUGGAGAUGGUACCUUGACUAUCGCGCCAAACCUGAGACGAAGGAGAAGUGCAAGAAAAACGCGGUCAAUCGAUCGGCGCCCAUAUCCAUGGCGAUUCUAUUAAUCGCCGGCAUUUGAUUUUGCGGCGGUUUA
Messenger RNA from Arachis ipaensis, 583 nucleotides. The record is from RefSeq and is a predicted model, not a curated record. NCBI's taxonomy places the organism in Eukaryota, Viridiplantae, Streptophyta, Magnoliopsida, Fabales, Fabaceae.